GGCUCAAAGAGCGUACUUUUAUGAAGCCUGUCCCGAACGAACCCGAAAACAAGUCAUGAAACAACUGAAGUAACAGACGAGGAGGAGAGAGAAGAAGGCGAACACGAUAGUUACACCGGAAGCCAGAUCAGAUUUGUUUCUCUCUCAGAUCACAACCCUAACCCUAACCCUAGAUCUCUCAAUUCCGAUUCAAAAUGGAUACAUCCGCUUGCAUAAAAGAGGUUAACAGAUCGGCAUCGGUCGCCUUCGCUCCCGAUGCGCCGUACAUCGCCGCCGGCACCAUGGCCGGAGCCGUCGACAUGUCGUUCAGCUCCUCCGCGAAUCUCGAGAUCUUCCAGCUUGAUUUCCAAUCCGACGAUCGUAAACUUCCGUUAGCUGGCGCUAUUCCUAGUUCCGAACCGUUUAAUCGGUUAUCCUGGGGGAAAUCACCGGUGUCUGGUUCGGAAGAAUUCUCACUCGGUCUCGUUGCCGGUGGUCUUGUUGAUGGAAAUAUCGGUAUCUGGAAUCCAAGGAUACUUAUCAGUUCUGAAGAAAAUGAAGGCGCUCUUAUUCAACAACUAUCAAGGCAUAGAGGGCCUGUUCGUGGUCUUGAGUUUAGUAGUCUGUCACCAAACCAUCUAGCUUCUGGUGCUGAAGAAGGGGAAAUCUGUAUAUGGGAUAUCGCAAAACCAGCAGAACCUACACAUUUUCCUCCCCUCAAGGGAAGUGCAUCAGCUAAACAGGGUGAGAUCUCUUUCUUAUCGUGGAACAGGAAAGUUCAGCCCAUAUUGGCAUCCACCUCUAUUAAUGGGACAACUGUGGUUUGGGACCUCAGGAAGCAAAAACCAAUUAUAAGUUUUUCAGAUUCAGUUAGAAGACGAUGCUCUGUUUUACAGUGGCAUCCUGAUUUUGCCACUCAGCUGAUUGUUGCUUCAGAUGAUGAUAGUUCACCUUCUUUGAGGAUAUGGGAUAUGCGUAACACAAUGUCACCACUGCGAGAGUUGGUAGGUCACGAUAAAGGUGUCGUUGCUAUGUCAUGGUGUCCCAGUGACAGCUCGUAUUUGCUUACAUGUGCCAAAGAUAACCGUACUAUUUGCUGGGACACCAACUCUGCUGAGAUCGUAUCUGAACUUCCAGCUGGCACCAACUGGAAUUUUGACGUUCACUGGUAUCCAAAGAUACCAGGGAUCAUAUCGGCUUCUUCUUUUGAUGGGAAAAUUGGCAUUUAUAAUAUUGAGGCUUGUGCACGAUACGGUGCUGGUGCGAAUUAUUAUGGUUCAGCACCAUUAAAAGCCCCGAAAUGGUAUCAACGUAAAGCUGGAGUAUCUUUUGGUUUUGGUGGAAAGCUUGUUUCUUUUCACUCAACUGGCUCUUCUGGACCAUCAGAGGUUAAUGUGCAUGACUUGGUUACCGAGCACAAUUUAGUGACUACUUCAUCUGAAUUUGAAGAUGCAAUGAGAAGUGGAGAUAGAUCUACGUUAAGGCUUCUUUGUGACAAAAAAUCUCAAGAGUCUGAAUCUGAGGAGGAAAAAGAAACAUGGGGAUUUUUGAAAGUGAUGUUUGAAGAUGACGGGACCGCAAGAUCGAAGCUUUUGAACCACCUUGGCUUUACAUUACCCGCAGAAGCGAAUGAGGAUGUGCAAGAGUUAUCUCAAGAAAUAAGUUCUCUAAACUUCGAAGAACAAGAAACAAAUAAAGAAGCAUUUAUCGGUGGCAACCAAACACCAAUUGAUAAUGGCGAAGAUUUCUUCAACAAUCUUCCAAGUCCUAAAUGUGAUACACCCGUCUCAACUCCUGGCAAAAACGCUGAAGAAUACGUUCCUAAUUUCGAAGAAUCACCUAAGGAAAGUGAUUUACAUGUGGGGACCAAUGACCCUUCGUUUAACGAUGCUGUACAACGCGCUUUGGUUGUUGGGGAUUAUAAGGGAGCUGUUGCACAGUGCAUAGCUGCAGAUAAGAUGGCUGAUGCUUUAGUUAUCGCACAGGUUGGCGGUGCUUCCCUUUGGGAGACCACACGCGAUCAAUACCUAAAGAAGAAUCGUUCUCCUUACCUUAAGGUUGUUGCUGCAAUGGUAAAUAAUGACUUAGUUAGUCUGGUAAAUACCAGGCCCCUGAAAUCCUGGAAGGAAACACUAGCUCUUCUAUGCACUUUUGCCCAAAGGGAGGAAUGGACUUUACUUUGUGACACCCUUGCAGCUAGGCUUGUGGCUUCUGGUAAUACACUAGCUGCAACUCUUUGUUACAUAUGUGCUGGCAACAUUGAUAAAACAGUUGAAAUUUGGUCAAAGAACGUUACUGGUGAACACAAGGGUGAAUCCUAUGUUGACCUUCUUCAGGAUUUAAUGGAAAAGACGGUGGUUCUUGCUUUAGCAACUGGUCAGAAGAGAUUCAGUGCUUCUUUAUGCAAACUUGUUGAAAAAUAUGCUGAAAUAUUAGCAAGUCAAGGACUUUUGACCACAGCUAUGGAAUAUUUGAAACUAAUGGGCACUGAAGAUUUAUCCCCUGAACUUGUUAUUUUAAGAGAUCGUAUCGCACUCUCAUCUGAACCAGAGAAAGAGACAACACGGUCUACAGAUUAUGUUCACACUCAACCACAAAUGGGAGCUGUGUAUGGUACACACCAGCAAACAAACUCUGUUGAACCUUCUAGAAACUAUUAUCAGGAUGGGAGCUCUUACCAACAACCAUCUGAACCUUUAUACAAUACUCAAUAUCAACAGCCGCAACAACCUUCUCUGUUUGUUCCAACUCCUGCAGCGCAUGUUCCACCUGCGGGAUUUAAUCCACCUCCAGUGACAACUCAGCCUGCACCGAAAGUCUUUGUUCCGACAACACCUCCUGUUAUGAGAAACGCUGAUCAAUACCAGCAGCCUCCCACUUUGGGUUCCCAGUUAUACCCUGGGAAUGCUAAUCCUGUUUACCAACCUGGACCACCUGGGCCUGUUUCACUUGGGCCCGUUCCGUCUCCAAUGGUUGCAACCACCGGGCCGAAGAUAUCACACGGUGUGACACCACCAGUCAGGGGGUUUAUGCCCGUUAAUAAUACAGGAUUACAAAGACCUUCCUCUACUCAAAUGCAACCGUCUACUCCUCCACCGCCUUCCGCCCCUCCUGCCGCUCCUCCAACUGUACAGACAGCUGAUGUGUCAAAUGUACCUGCCCAGCAAAGGGGAGUUAUUGGAACUCUGACAAGACUUUUCAAUGAGACAUCAGAAGCAUUGGGAGGGUCAAACGCUGCGCCAGCUAAGCGGCGGGAAAUCGAUGAUAACUCCAAGAAAAUUGGUGCCUUGUUUGCGAAGCUAAAUAGUGGUGAUAUAUCAAAGAAUGCUGCUGAAAAGCUUGUGCAGCUUUGUCAGUCGUUGGAUCGUGGUGAUUUUGCUACUGCUCUCAAAAUUCAGGUGGAUCUUACGACAAGUGACUGGGAUGAGUGCAGCUUCUGGUUAGCAACUCUGAAGCGAAUGAUCAAGACCAGGCAAAAUGUGAGAUAAACGAUGCUCACAGUUGCAAGCAUGUUAUUCUUCCAUAAUCAUGGUUGAAUAUGCUUAUAUCUGUUGCCUUCUUGUACACAAGAACUUGAUCGUAUAAUCGUCUAGCGGAUUUUACUUGUCAUUUCAUUUUCCCUACCCGAGGACAUUGCUCGGCUUCAUUAAUUAUUUCUUGUUUUGUUUGAUUUUUAUAAAGCAGUCAAGGACAUUGAAUGAUUUAUGGUGUAUGGAGGCUAGAAUUGGUUGGUUUUCUCAAUUAAUAGAUGUUACAAGUUUUGAGAUUUUA
Helianthus annuus (common sunflower) is the source of this 3750-nucleotide messenger RNA. Its product is annotated as protein transport protein SEC31 homolog B. The record is from RefSeq and is a predicted model, not a curated record. The coding region runs from base 195 to 3467 and encodes 1090 amino acids. Lineage: Eukaryota; Viridiplantae; Streptophyta; Magnoliopsida; Asterales; Asteraceae. Gene Ontology annotation, cellular component: endoplasmic reticulum exit site; COPII vesicle coat. Gene Ontology annotation, molecular function: structural molecule activity; protein binding. Gene Ontology annotation, biological process: endoplasmic reticulum to Golgi vesicle-mediated transport; COPII-coated vesicle cargo loading; endoplasmic reticulum organization. The transcript has 22 exons.